AUGGCCAUGAUUCCAGUUUCUUAUUGGGAGAAAUUCGAUCUCCUCUUCCUUAAACAAAAAUAUCCUUCAUUUCUUCACAAACAUCCUAGAAAAACAACUAAUGGACAAACAAUGAAUAGUUUGAAAGCCAUUGAAGUAUAUAUGAUAACUCAUUAUUAUUUGGAAUUAUUUACUUGUAUAGAAAAUUAUCAAGCAAUUGAAAGAGAAGUUAAUCUUAUUCGCAGAUUUGUUAAUAUCAUAGAUUCAUUGACAGAUUCAUUCAUUUCUUCUGAAUUGGAGCAAAAGCAUUUCCUCAACCAUUAA
Messenger RNA from Naegleria gruberi, 303 nucleotides. RefSeq lists its product as uncharacterized. The record is from RefSeq and is a predicted model, not a curated record. NCBI's taxonomy places the organism in Eukaryota, Heterolobosea, Eutetramitea, Acrasida, Naegleriidae. The transcript has a single exon. Bases 1 to 303 code for a protein of 100 amino acids.